Messenger RNA from Haemorhous mexicanus (house finch), 10734 nucleotides. It is a transcript of the gene EFCAB11, whose product is annotated as EF-hand calcium binding domain 11. The transcript has 6 exons. Gene Ontology annotation, molecular function: calcium ion binding. The record is from RefSeq and is a predicted model, not a curated record. NCBI's taxonomy places the organism in Eukaryota, Metazoa, Chordata, Aves, Passeriformes, Fringillidae.
AUGCGGAGCGAGAGUAGGACCAGGCCCGGGCCCGCCCUCUCCGGCGCGGCCCCGCCCCCGAGGCGGUGGCGCGCGGCCGCCGUGAGGUGGCCCGGCGGCUCCGGGGGCGGCUCCGGGGGCGGCUCCGGCGGAGCGGCUGAUUUUGAAGUGUGCAAUGAAGAUAGCAAAGGCUAUUUAAGCAGAGAAGACUCUACAGUUGGUCUAGUAAUGUCUUUUUUGUAGAAACCCUCAAAGACCAAGGAAGAUAGAGGAUUUUUGCCUUUUGAAAACUUCAAGAGAGCUUUCAAUUCCGUUUUUCCUAAGUUAUCUGAAAAAAUCAUAUUCAGAGCCACCAGAGAAGUUGAUCAGGAUUCUGAUGGCUGCAUCAGCUUCAAAGAGGUUGAAUCUGCAAUGAAGUAUGGACAAGAUGAAGUAUCACCAGUGUACUUUGCCUAAGGAAUAUUUUCUGGUAAAAAGACAAAGUGAAAACUUCAGAUCUCAAGAUAUUUAAAAAUCAAUGAAACUUCAUUUGUUUCAGCCAGCAUUUUAAGAACUUUGACUAGUCAUUCUGGUCCUGCAAAUCAAGAUUCUUUCUGGAGAAGAAUAAACUAGAAGAUUGUUCUGGGCUCACAUGAAACAUGCAGAAAUAUCCAAUGGAGACAUGAGUCUGAAUAAUGACUACUUUGCAGCGCCAGGAAUUCCCCAAGCCUUCCUCCAAUAUGUUGAGCAGUCCAGCUGACCAUCAGCAACAAGGCAUCCCAUUCUUCAUGUCUGAUUUUUCAAUGGAAAGACAAGCCAGUGUCACUGCCCUGAGUGUCCUCUUGGAUUUGUUUCCAUGGCUCAAGGCCUUUUGGACAUUGAUCAAAGUUAGAGUGGGGGUAGAGUUUGCCAAUCUGCUCCAGUGUCUCUUUACCACACUCACAGUAAAGACUUUCUUCCUAAUAUCUAAUCUAAACCUACUUUCUUUCAAUUCGAGACCAUUUCCCCUUGUCCUGUCACUACAUUCAUAAAAAGUCCCUCUCCAGCUUUCUUGUAGGAUCCCCUCAGGUUCUGGAAGGCAGCAAUUAGGUCCCCCAAAAGCUUUCUUUUUUCCAGACUGAACAAACCUAAUUCCCUCAGCCUCUCCUACUAAAUUACUAGUUUUGCACUGAAGUAUUUGCUAAUGUAGAGUUAGUCAGGGAGUCUGAUGUUUAAACUUGCUUUGAUACCCCUGCUGUGGAGAACAUCUUGGCCUUAGUCAAAUGAUGUGUCUCACUGACCCCAGAGAGGAGUAUUUCUUUGUGUGCUUCAGUCAAGUUUGCAUUUGUUUAUAAAAUUCUUCUAAAGAGCCAUUCUAGUUUAUAGAAUUUUAAUUUACCAUUGGCUUUACUAUAUGCAGCAAGAAGUUGAAUAAUGUGGACAAAGAUGGCCUACAAACUAGCUAUGAAAAUUAAGACACCUACAGUGGUGCAUCUUAGACUGACUUGCUGUGUUGAAAGAUCUGAGAUAUGUCUCCUGAGAAAAGCCUAGUAGCUGCAGAAUAUUCAUGCUAGAAAUGAAAAAACUUUUAAAUACUUAAUCCUUCUUGGAGAAGAAAGCUGUGAUAGAUGUUAAAUAAUUGUGAAAUAUUCAGUGGCAUACUGAAAUGUAGCAGAUGCUAUGGAAUCAUGUUAUAGUCAAACAUUGUACUAAUUUUGUAAGUGUCAUAUAUUUGUUAGCAUUCCUAUUUCUGGCUAAGGGCAAUGUUGAGAGUUAGUAGUAUGAAAUCUAGUGAUAAAAGAGUACAAAUAGCAAGUCAUUUGAAGUUCUGCUCAGCCACUCUGUUGGGAAGGCAGCAUACAGACAUAUGUGUCUGUCUCAAAAGGCCUCAGAAGUUGAAUCACAUGACAAUCUGACUUUUGACAGUAUUGUCGUGGAAGAGGAAAGCCCAAAUCCAAUACUGACAUCUUGUGCCAAAAGCAAGCAGCCCUGAGAUAGGACCACAAGUACCCUAGAUUUUUCAAGUCCUCAUUUGGAGGACAGGUAAGCAUGACCUGAUAAACUAGCAUAUAUAUGAGGAACAUGUUUUAAGACUUCUUUUUAUUUCUGAGAAGGUCUUGGUCUGAAUCAAUACAUUUAAUUAAAUGUUUUGGGAGGGAAGGUGUUAUUUAGUUUUUUCAGAGUUAGCUUUGUGAAAUGGACACUUUUUAUUGGAUAUUGUAAUAAUACCCUGAAGUCAGACCUGGGAAAAUGACAGAACUGUACAAAUGAUGGAGCCAAAAAAACCUUUCUGGACAGAGACAAAAUUUCAGCACAUGAAAGAUCAAAAGCAGAGUCCUGAAACUUAAGAUAAAUGCAAGAAAAUUGUAAUUGUGCUAUGAGACAGAUCUAGGAUCCACCUCUUUCAAAGUGCAGUCUGGCAGUUGGUAGCAGUGAUGAUGUAGCAAUAGGGCUGUAGAAGAGUGAUGCCUCCCUGAAAUGCUCUGUGUGUCCAGCAGCCAGAGGUUCACAUCUCCCCUCCAUCAUGUACUGUACAAUUGAUGUGAUUCUGUUCUCAAUCACACUUGCUCCUCUCUAUGUGGCUUUUUUCAGUCCUGCUUUUUUUUCAGUCUUUUUGAGAUGAUCAGAACUAUGCUCACUACUGAGGUUGUGGAAAGAACUGUGGCUUUAUAUAGCAGCAUUGUAUUGUUUCUCAUUUUGUGUUCUCUAACUUUCAUAUUAAGAAUUUCAAAUUCUUUCGUGAAAUGGAUGUAGAGUUAAUUCAGAAAUGUUAGGAAGCAGUUAGAUUUCUCUUUAUUUUUGCCAUGAUCAUAAUUCAUAGAUGAUAUAUAAUUGUACUAUCAUAAAAAAUACAUACAUAUAUAUGAUGUGGUUCAUAAAUAAGAAAUAAAAAUUAGAAGUUAGAUUAUUUGUGAUAUUUAAGCACCUAAGCAAAUAGGAAGGGAGCUCUUUUAAUCUUCAAAAUGAUUGAAGCAGCUAAGUGCUAGCUUGUACUGAAAUCUAAUUGUACAUCAGUUUGAAAACCCUGCAGGAAUUAGCUUGCAGUUUUGGGGCUAUUUUAAAAAUUAGACACCUUAUAUGAAUAAAUAGGAAAAGGAAGAAUUUUGAAAGUGAGACACCUAUCAUAGAAAGCCUCAGUCACACAUUUUCCUGAGAACAUGAUGCAGAUCCUCAGACUGGUACUUGAUCACUGGUGGAUUUAUAGACUAUAGAGCAAUAUAAUGCAGAAUGCUGCCUAGACACAAGGUUUGAGGUCUGAGCUCUGCUGUGGUGACACAGCUGUGCUGCUCUGAGAGGGAGGAGUCCUCCCAGCAUCUGCCGAGGACCUCUGCACUGCUGUCCUGUGCUCCACCUGCCCUGUUAGGCAAGGGGUGUUCAGAUCUGUGUGCUGUGCCACAACCUCUGUGUGUUAUGAUCAGACAGGGUCUGUUUCAUAUAGAGAGAUUUGCUCUGUUCACAAUGAUCCAUGAGAACAGCUGCAGAUUUCUAAACUUAGCAAAUCACCUACAUUUACUGGGCCUGAAGAAAAGUGAGUCAUGCAGAUUUAUUAAAAAAUCAUUUACUACUGAAGCUUAUUAGGUGCUUUGACAAAGACUGGCCAGAAAUUAUGUUAGCAUUGUUGCUAUAAUUAAAAUGUUUUGCUCUUAAUUUGAAAACUGUCAUGAUCUACAAGUUGGGAUGUUGUGUUUAAAUUUAGAUCAGGAAAAGACCAGUUUUUAGACAUACAGAAUGGAAAGCUGUAGGUCAAGGGUGAGAAAUCAUGUUGAAUCUUUACCUGAGAGCUCGUCAUGGCAAAAAGAACAGUAGAAACACAAGAAAAAAAUUAUAUUUGUAACUCUCUGAUUUGUACCAGUUCUCCACUGCAGUGAUUCAUCAUUGCAGUUCUUUGUUCUCUAUGGCAGUUCUCUACCUAUAAUAUAGAACAAAAAAAAAUUAGAAAUGGUGUACACAGGGCAAGGGACAUGAAGAAAUUCAGGCACCUUUGUCCUCCUGAAAUAAUAUGAACUUCAGAAAUGCCCUAUGGGUCAGGUCUGUGGUCCAUUAAGUUCAAUAGCCUGCCUCCAACAGUGCUCAGGGGGAAACACUAUUUGGAAAGAGCACAGAAGGCACGGUGUUGCCUGCAGUUCAGUCCCCUCAUACUUCAGCAUCCACAGACACCAGACUAAGAAAGAUGGAGGGCACUCUGCUAGUCUUAAAGACUUAUGAGACAAAACCCCCAAACAUUUACUUUUACCAGAACUGCUAAACACAGACCAAGCUAAACUUGAAAUGGCUGGGACCCUUCCAAUCAUAGUUGAAAAAACAAAAGCUGAACUCUGUCAUAACAAAAUGUAAACAGUCAGAGACUUUCAAAGUGUAUUUAUGAUCUUUUAUAUAGAUAUAUCAUUCAGUAUUCUUUUACAGCCUGCUAUUUCUCCUAGGAAGCAUAUAAAUGAGAUUAUAUUUUAGCUGCUAAUUGAUAGUGUUCCACAGCCUUCUGACAACAGAGGAGAUUCUUCAGUGUCAGCUUUGCUCUCCCUUGCACCUACUUGCUUUGAAAUUACUUUUGUCAUGCUUUCAGCAAGACAAUAGCUCUUAACAGGGGCCUUGGUAUCAAAGAUGUAAAGAUUCAAAGAUGGGCUUACACAGAAAUCCUUCAGUUAUAUUUUAUUUCAAAACUUCUGUUUGAGUUAAAAAUGAGAAAGUUAUUUCUCUCAAUGACAUACCUUUGUAUUUCACAAAGGUUUCCAAUGCUGUUUGUGUAUUGCAUCAAAUAUGUUCAAAUGUGGUAUAAAUAAUGAGCUGUCCACUUAAUUAUUUACAGGUCUUCAAUAAUCUGCAAACUAAAACAAUCAUUAAAAAUCAUUAACAUUAUAAUAAUAAAUUAAAAAAUAUAUAUACAUCUUCUAUACAACUGCUUGGGAAAGAUUCCUUAUAAAUUUCUAAAUGAAGUUAUACUGCAUUGUUUAUUGUAAUUUCAAAAUCUGAUGCCACUUAGUGUGGGAUCAAAUCCCUCACAGAGGCUGUCAUAUCACACCAACAUUAAGAGUUGGACUUGAUGAUCUUAAAGGUCUUUUCCAAAGUAAAUGCUCCCAUGAUUCUAUUAUUAAUACAGCUGACUCAUAAUUCCAAGUUUGUUUAACAAGGUCUGAUUUUUAAAAAUGUGUUGAUUGACAUAAGGAUAAUACCAUCCUGUGAUUUCUGACUGGGUAUAGUAUUCUCUCAUGCAUUAUCUUCACUUCUUAUUUAUAUUUGGUCCUUUUUAUGUCAUUCUUGCACUGUAAAGGGAUGUUAGAAUGAGUGUUAGUGUGCUUUAUACUCCGUUUAUAUUCCUAAAGUGGUAUAUAAAAAAAAAAUUAAGAAUAUAAGCAAGGUUAUUUUAUGUAACUUUGUAUGUGCUUGAAGUUGUGGGCUUCUCUGUGAGAUUGCACAGAGUAUCUCAGAUUCCAGGAAAUAUUACAUCUUCCCAAGUGAAUGGCAAUAAUUGAAGUACCUAUCUUCCAUCUCUCACUUUAGAGGCUUUCUUCACUCCUUCUGUUACACAAUCGUUAUGGAUGUGACAUCCAGUUAUUACAUGAAAAAGUAGAGAUUUCCAGGAGAUAAAAUCUCAAUUAAUACAAGGACCCUUUGAGCUGGGAAGUCUAGCUAAAAAUUCUUCUGAAGGAGAAUCUGAAGCCAAGACAAAUGUUCAACAGAUUGCAUUUCAGUGCUUUCCAGAGGUAGCCUGAAUCCUCAUACUCUCACAUGAAUGACUUGAAAUUAAUUUCUACUUUUCUAUUUACUUUCCAAUAGCAUGAAUUUAGUUUACAUUAUGUUAAACAAGAUUUGGACAUCUGUUGAUAAAGUUGUUACGUAAAAAGAGGUUUAAACAUAUUACAUCUUUACCAGUCCUGCUGACUGUAUAGCAGAAAUGCUGAUAGAGACUUACUAUUCUUCUGCUUUGAAGAAUAGACCUGAAAAGGACCCUGAAACAAUAGUAGACCAAGCCUGUGAGUGUCACAUCAGGCUGACCAGAGCAUCUCAGGACAAUUGAGAAACCUUGGAAUAUGACACUAGAAAUGUAUUUCAAGUAUUGAGAGAGAUAUACAAACAAAUUCAUUUGUGGGUUCAUACAAAAGAAGUUAUAGUAACAUAAAAUUAUUUUGGGUUUAGACAUAAUUGCAACAGUACUGUUAUUUUUGUCUGCUGAUUUGCAUUCUAUUUCACCCAAUGUAAAUCCAACACUGGCACCAGUGAAGGUAAAUGUGGAAUUCUUAAAAGUAUGAAACUUAGAGCCAUGUCUCACAGAAGUUACAUACUACACAUUUCUGAAGACCUGAGGGCUUGAUUGGGACAAAAAGAUACACAUGAACUAAUUUAUAGCAGUGAAAAGUAGCUGAAACUGAGAUGUUUUCAAAUAUCUGAGCUAAUUUUUCUCUUGCUAUCUGUGUCUCUAUGUUGUGCUCCACAGCAGAAAAAUACCCCUGCAUAUUUUUCAAUAUCCCAUCCAUUGCCAGUGGAAUCAGAGGUGUCAGAGAAGAUUUUAUUUUGUCAGCAUAAUCUUGAAUGCAGAUGAUAAUUAUGAAAACAAUAAUCUAGUUCCAUGUCAGCUGUUGGAAGUUUUGUUGGAAGAUUUGCAACUACACAAAACAUCUUUUUACUUACAAUUUAUAUUUCAUUCAUAAACUAUUUCUGCCCAAUAACCAAGAAAUACCAUGAUGCCAUUUUGUAGUCACUUUUCAGAGCACAGCAGUUAAUCUAACUCUACAGUUACACUCUUACUGUACAUUAGAAAAUAUAUGUGAUCUUCAGUUCCCUGCAGUAUAGGGCUAGGGUUAUCUGAAACUUGGCAUUUUUAUGCCUUUUAAAGCCAUCAUGCUGUAAACUGCAUGAAAUCCAGCAAAAAAUCUGUUUUCUUUCCUUUAAAUACAGUUGAUCACUACUUCAGAAAUAUUUACCACAUCAGCAUCUAUCCUUGCACAGGAUCCUCGUAGGCAAAGUACUCUGCAACCAUGUCUAAGAGAGUCUCUGCCUCUCAGAAUAGGGUACACAGGUUCAUCUUUCCUGCUGGUGAGAUAAAACACUUACUCCACUGUUUUAUGACUGAUUUUACUUAUCUCCAACUAUGCAAAUGCCACAUUUUUGCAUGUUUUGCAAAACCUGUUAACACCCCUUCCUGAAUCAAUCAACAGCAAACCUGAAUAUUUCACCUCUGUGAAAUAGUCUCUGUUAUUAUCAUAAAAAUCACAUGGGCAACAGUAGGCUGGCAAUCUAUGUUUGAUGUUUCUCCUCCCUGCAGCAGAUAAUAUAUGUGCAUAAUUGCUCAAGUGCCAUCUGGUUGCAACUUAAGAUGUGUUGCUCAUUGAUAAUGAAAGCACUGAUUUGGUCCCCCCACAUAAAAUGGAAGUCUGUUAAACACAAGUAUGCAUGAUUUUGUAGGACCCUGAUAUAAAAAAAGAGCAAUGCCUUGUCAAAACCUUUUAAGAAAUGCGUAUUUAAUAAUAGUUUUUCUAAGUAGACUGAAAAAUAUGGCUGAAAGAGACCUGUCUGUUUUGGAAUUGAAAAGUUUAAUUGUUGCUAUGGGCGUGGAGUGGCAGCAUGAAGCUCUCAGCCCAUUUAAUCACACUAUAGGGCUUCCCUAGCACAGAGGAAAGGAAAGGAAAGAGUGAGAUAAGAGGUGGUUGGGGCUCAGGCCAGAGUGCACUGCAGUAAAUGGCAAAGCUCUCUUUGACACCUGGGUGUAUGGCACUGCCCUUGUCUGCUCAGAACAUGGGGUGGUGUCAGAGCAAUUGGGAAAAAACCCAGGAAGUGACAACUGAGCAAAAUAUUAUUCAAAUGCACGAAAGACUUGCAGAUAUGAGAAAAACCCCAUAAUAAUCCUUUUUUUCAUGUCCAUUGAUAAUGCAAAAAGUAAUGGGAUUAAACUGUGGCAAGUGAGAUUUACUUUAAAGCAGGGGAAACUCUCUAAUGAACAGGGAGUGACUGGCAGGGAUCUCUUGCCUGAAGCAGUUGUCAAGUGCCCAUUAACAGGGAGGCUCUAGAAGAGGGUGAACACAUACCUGCCAAGAUAAGCUUAGCCCAUUCUGCCAUGGGGCAGGGAGAUGAAAGAAUGACCUCUGAGAUCCUUCCAACCCCUGCUGUGGUCCUCUGUGUUCUGCAUGGAGACUCCUCAUCUCUCAGCCUUUGUAGCAACGUUUGUGCAUAACUUGCCAUUUCAAGGAGCAAUGCCCUUAACAGUUUUUCCCUUUGACCAGUGUUCGAGACAAGAAAAAGGUGAAGGAUUAUGUGUUCCGUUUUUUAAAAUCAGUUUUAAAAUGUCCUUGUCUAUCUGAUAAUAUUAACUUUAAACACAUAUUAUUACCAUUUCAAAUGUAUGCAAAAGUAAUAAGGGAGGUGACUAGCAGCUUAGUAUUAAUUUGCUGCUUUUAUUUUUGGGAAAUUAACAUUCUGGGAAGAAUUUUAAUUGGACUUUUGUUAAUUCUCACAGCGAUGCUUUGGUUUUUCCUUUUGGGACUGGAGAGAAAAGUCAGCAGCUGGUGUUUGAGGAUGCUAGGGACUUACACCAUAUUAUGUCUAAUAUCUCUACUGUAAAUAAACAAAAUGAAUAAUUAAGUGAAUAAUGAGGUGUCCCAAAUGAAGACUUCUCUGACGGUAUCUGUGGAAUGUUUGUAUUCCUGUCAUUUGUUCUCUGUUGGGCAUCUUGGGCAGCACGUUGCCCAUAUGGAUAUUCACAAUGCAUUUUUUCCAAGCAGAACCCAGAAAUAAUAUUAACAAAGGUUGUCAGAUAUGCAGAGAUGUGUUUGCUCUUCAGAGUUCUAUCUGUCUGUAUGAAAGGGGCAAACAUAAGAAUAGGACAACUUGUGUCAUGGCCCCCGGGACACUGACAGGCCUGACUGCCCCUGCCCAGCUUCCCCCAGGGCCACCCCCACCCUGCUUAUGGCUCAGGACCCCAUGUCAGCCCCCCAGGGCCAUCAGCCCCUGCCCAGCAAUGCCACAGCAGGGCUGGUCUCCAGCUGCUCGCAGCUCUGCCCAGCCAUGGGCCCUGACAAGCCUGACAUACCUCUGGACUCAUGUUCCAACUGGUGCCCAGCCUGAGCCCAGCCUUAUCCCCAGGGAUGUGCCUCAUGCCCAGGGCUAGUGCAGCCCCUGGUGCCACCAGCCUGCCCUGCCAUCCUGGGGCUGUCCCAGAGCCCCCAGCCUGUCCUGCUGCAAUGAGCUCCUAUGGCCCAUUGGGAGCUGCCAGGGCCUGAUGCCCCACAGCUGCUGAGGUGGUUUAAACUCAGACAAAAUGCAGACAAGCUACAUUAGAGGUGUUGCAUAGUCUGUUCUGAUUAAAAAAAAAAUAAAAUCUGUGAAUUGUUGGGCUAUUUUACUGUUCUUGCUGCAGGGACAGACCUAGGAUUUUGUUUGCCUCCUGGAUGAAGAUGUUCCCCCCCACUGGGUCCCCCUAUCCUGCCUGGCCACCUGAAACAACACCAGGCCUCCUCUGGGUUUGAAAGAGGCAAAUCUCCAUCUUUGUAUUUUCAGGACUCCUGGGAGACUGCUGCCAUUCUCUCAUCAGCUCGUCCCAAAACCCCAAGACUUGUCAGUUUGUUGAACUUGGAUGUAAUACUAGAUGGAACUAAGAGAACACAGUGUUGUGAGGAGCAGCAGAGGGAGCUGGCAUUGUUCAGCCUAGAGAAAAGAAGGCUCAGGGUAGACCUUACUCCUCUCUACACCUAUCUGAAAGGAAUUUAUCCAGGUGGGUGGUGGUUACUUCUCCCAAGUAACAAACAGGACAAGAGGAAAUGGCCCAACUUGUGCCAGGGGAGGUUAGAUUGGAUAUUAGGAAAGCUCUCUUUGUGGAGAGGGUGGUCAGCCAUUGAAACAAGGCUGUCCAGGGAAGUGGUGGAGUCACCAUCCUUGGAAGUGUUCAAAGGUCAUGUGCAUGUGCUUUAGUGGUGAAGAUGGUCAUAUGAGGUUAGUGUUGGACUCAGGGAUUGUAGAGGUCUUUGCCAGCCUUAAUGAUUCUGUGAUUCAUGAAUCCAUACUUGGUGGAUGCAGAUGGUAUCUUCCAUACAUAACAAUUUUGCAAUGGAUGGAAAUGUUCAAAUCACUGGUACAUGAGUGGCACGAAGGACAACUCUUCUCAUGGUCCAUGCAGCAGCUAAGUACAGAGCAAAGGGUAGGAGCUGCUGGCUUCAGCCACAGACCUGCUUCAGCCAUUGCUGAAAAAUUGCUUAUUUUGUCUGUUCAUUGCAUUUUUAAAAUAUAAAUCAGAAGUAAUCUGGUUUGUUGAUUUCAUUUGCUUUUACAGAAAAAAAAAAAGGGUGACAACAUGAGUGACUGCUUGAUACCUCUGUAAAUGUGUGGUAUCAGGCAAAAUGAAGGUAUAUACGCAUUUUUUCCCCUUGAAUAUUUUAUUAACAUUCCUGUGAUCAGAACUGAGCAAGCUGAGUCCUGAAUUUCUGCUGCUGUGCUGGGGCAACAGGAGACACCUCCCUCAGCCAAAUUUCUAGUGAACUUUCUGAAGACAACAAUGGGGCAAGAGCCACAGGAUCCCAAAGGGGAACACCACCAUCUCCUGACUAACCUUAAGACAAAUGACUGGGGAAGCCUGACCCUGAGGCACCUGGAUUCUGUGGAAUUAGUAUUAUCUCAGCUUCAGCUUUCCACCUUGAAUGUAGCUGUGUGUAAAUAGAAUGCAAAGUGAUUUUUUUUUUUUUUGUAUAUGUGAUAUGAUAAUUAAAGUUAGCAUUUUCUCCACACUUGCUAUUCUGAACAGUAAAGGAAAGCUAAAUGAAUUGUCAAGGAGACAUAGUGGAAAUUAAUGAUGGGGAUAGAACUCAGAAGGGCUCU